ACCAGUCAAGAUGAUUUCUUCCUUAACAAAAUUCGUGUUGAUUACUUUCCAAGCUGCGAUAGUUGCUUCUUUGCUGAUAAUGGGACUCUACGAGCAAGAGGAAGAGCAUCCCAGACAACUUUUUAUUAAUGAUGUUACUGAUGAGCUUAAGUGGAGGAAGGUCCUACAUCAAGUAGCAGCUGGCUUGGUGAUGCUAUCUUGGGCCCAGUGGUAUUCAGUCCUUUUCCGAGUGGGGCUGAUCAGUGGGGAGGUAUGCUUUAUUGUAUGGGCAUGGGUAUAUCCAAAUGUAGAGCUCGAUACUGUUAUCUGGAAUUCAGUCCUGAUCGUUAUUAAUUUAAUUCAUCUUCUGUUAUUCUUCUUAAGCUUUAAGAAACCGAAGCUGACUAUUAAGGAAGAAGAAAUAUAUCAGCAUGAUUUUCAUCUCUACUUUACUCCUGAGGAUUUUAAGGAGAUCAUGAAGCAUGCUCAUAUCGAGGUGAUAAAACAAUCACAAACAAUAAUAAAGCAAAAUGAGAUCAUUAAACACUUAUAUUACUGCCAUAUAAUUUCAAAGGGUUCCAAAUGAAAGCUAAGUCAUAACGGAAGAAAUGUAUAUUCUGUAUGUAAUACUGACUGGUUGGAAAUAUUUGAUAGCUACCACGCCCUUACUUCUGGUGAACAAUUUCCAUGGUCUAUGACUGCAAAAGUUCUUAUUGGUAAAAAAACACCUCAUUUUGAGGUCGUUAAAUUUGACCUUGAAGCGCUUAAGAAGUACUUCUCAAAGAAAGGGCAAACUACAAGAGUCAGGAACUCAUUUUAUGCGUACCUGUUUCAUAAAAGGAUGCAGUAUUUAGACCAGAAAGUCUGCACACCAGAUGAAAUUUACAAAAACACAAAGGUAACCAAGCUUGAUUAUCUUAAGCUAUUUCAUUACAAGAAUAUCAAACUAAUGACUGAGUCUUCGAAAGAGCUAGAAGUGAACCAAGGAAACAUCAUGGAUGAUGAAAAUAAGGAAAUUGAUAAUUUUAUCAAAACUCCUGGGGAUAAAGCUGGGUCUCUAUCUGAUCGACUUCAAAGAAAAACCACUAUGUUUCAGAAAGAUAGAAGCUUGUGCUCUGACUCAGAUUGAUCAUUUUGAGGCAAUAUCAAUGACCCUAAACAUCCUGGCACUAUUACGUCGGAUAGACCCAAGAGAAAUGAAGAAGAUAUAGUUUCUUCGUCAGAAGAAUCCAAAGUUCACAUAGAUCGAAUCAAGACGAAAUUCCAAAUUAUGUAA
This is a messenger RNA of Moneuplotes crassus, 1255 nucleotides long. The record is from the annotation of a GenBank genome assembly. Lineage: Eukaryota; Ciliophora; Spirotrichea; Euplotida; Euplotidae.